AUGAAUUUCAAUUCUGCUUGUUGAUUGUGUGUAGUGAAAAUUUGAGAUUUUUUUUCUUCUUUUUUUUGGUGUUUCCUUUUGUACUAAUUAUCAUGUUUGGCCAUUCUCUUAUGAGAUUUGAUACUUUGAGUUUUGCUCAUAUAUUUUGAUGAUAGAGUUUUCUUAGUUCUUACAAUAACAAAUUUUUAUUUGGAUUACGCACUAUGUUGUAUACUCAUUAUGUCCACGAAAAUCAUAGUGUUGUUUGGGAGCAAUGGGUUAAAUAAAUUGUCACAAGAUGUGUAUAAAGUGGGGGAAAGAGUCCCAUUAAUUUUUGUUUUAUUUUUUGAGGAAAUGACCCAUUAAAAUUGAGCUGUGAAAGAGAUCUACUAUAUUUGAUAGGUUAAGUAAUUGGCUUUUUUUAUAAAUACUAACAGAGAUGACGUGUAUUGAAGAUAAAUUAUUUUAAUAAAUAAUUUUUUAUGAGUAUAAUCAAUUUCUCUCUUUCUCUCUCCAAGUUAUCAGCACAAACAAUGGAAGGAGAAGCUGCUGCCGCCGUCCUUCAAACUCUAGUUCAAAACCUCAUCGACCUUUGCAAGAAAGAGAUCUCUCAGAUCCGAGAUCUCGACAAAAAUGCAGCAAAGCUAGCUGGGAAUCUCGACAUGAUCAAAAAUUUCUUGAAUGAUGCCGAGACGCGUACCAUCACCAGCGGUGCUAUCAAGAACUGGCUGAAGAAGCUUGAAGAUAUGGCGUUUGAUGCUGACAAUGUUUUGGAUGAAAUCAACUAUAAUAUUCUCUCCAAACAAAUCAAGCCCACUGAGCCCGAGGAGGAAAAGGUACCAUCAUGCUUCUCACGCCUCUCAUGCUUCUCAUGCUGCAAGAAUCUUUCACGUUCUCGAAAUAUGGCUCUUACAAUCAAAGAAAUCAAUGAGAAUUUGGAAUCCAUUAACAAAGAGGCCGCCAACCUUGGCCUCGUAGAGAAGCUUGCCAAUGAGCCCACUUUCGUUAUUGCUUCUUCGGAAACUGAUUCAUUCAGUGAUGAUCCAAUUUUUAUUGGAAGAGAUGAUGUUAAGUUGGAAAUAGUUGAGAAGCUUACAAAUAACAUCACAACUGAUGAACGCAAAGUUUCCAUUAUUUCCAUUGUCGGGAUGGGGGGACUGGGGAAGACGACAUUGACUAGGAAAGUCUUCAAUCAUCUUAAGGAUGAGACUCGGUUUGGAUCACAUAUUUGGGUGCAUGUUUCCCCACAUUUUGAUGCAAUAACUCUUUUGAAGAAAAUUCUCAAAGAGUUGACCGAUCAAGUUGAAGGUGAGAGUAAGCAAGAUAUUCUUUCAAAGCUUCAACAAGCUUUGAAAGAUAAAACUUAUCUUCUUGUACUUGAUGAUGUAUGGAAUGAAGAUCUUUCUAUAUGGGAAGAUUUUAUGAAAUCCUUGUUGGGAGUUAGUUGUGUCAAGGGAAAUGCCAUUGUUGUUACCACCAGAAGUAUGCAGGUUACUUCAAUUGUGAAACCAAUUCAUACACAUGAGUUGGAAGGCUUAUCAGUGGAAGAGUGUUGGUCGAUAAUCGAAGUAAAAACUUUUGGAGAAGGAAACGCUCCAUCAGAAUUUGAGACUAUUGGGAAAAGGAUUGCAAGAAAAUGUCAAGGUUUGCCAUUAGCUGCCAACGUAGUUGGGGGAAUACUGAGCAAUCAAUCUGAUGAGGAAAAAUGGCGUUCAAUAGAGGAGAAAUGGCUUUCAGCCGAUGAAGGAGGAGAUAAUAUCACAAAUAUAUUAAGACUGAGCUUCGAUAAUUUGUCUUUGCCAUCACUUAAGAAGUGCUUCGCAUACUGUGCGAUGUUUCCUAAAGGCUCCAAAAUCAUGAAAAGGGAACUGAUUGAGAUGUGGAUGGCAGAAGGUUUUCUUGAAGCUGAUGGAAGGGAUGACAUGGAGUCCGUGGGCGAAAAAUUUAUCAACGUUCUUCUUCACAACUCUUUACUGCAAGUUUCAGAAAGAGAUUAUUACGGAAAUUCUUCACAACUCUUAGGCAUGCACGAUCUUGUGCACGAUCUGGCUUGUUCUGUUUCAAGUUCCUCUAACAGUACAGGUGGUAGCAGCCGAGUUCGAUACAUGAUUGUCGGAGACAACUAUUGUGGAGACGAAUCAAGUGGAGACAAAUCAAAAGAAAUGGCAAAAUAUUUGCGAACAUUGUUAAUAUCAUUCAGUGGUAGUAGUUCUGGUAUCAACUUCUCAGACUUGGAAAGUUUGCAUGUUUUACGUCUUGAGUCUGGAUAUCAAGUUAAAGAGCUGCCAAGUUCGAUUCAAAAGUUGAUACAUUUGAGAGAUUUUGACAUUUCAAAGACAAGUAUUGAAGUUUUGCCGGAUUGGAUUGGUGAAUUCUUUCACUUGCAGACGUUGAGAGUAGACUCAUCAGAUUUCAGAAUUAGGAGAAAACUGCCAAGUACGAUUAAGUACUUGAUUAACUUGAGGCAUCUUUAUAUUGAUUACAAUGUAGAGUAUUUGCCUAUGGGAAUUGGGAGAUUAACUUCUCUCCAAACGCUAAAGUACUUUCCAGUGGGCGACGAGAAUGGCUGCAAAAUUGAAGAGCUCGGAAGUUUGAAUAAUCUUAAAGGAGAGCUAUGGAUUUGGAAUCUGGAAAGGGUUCAUGACAAGGAAGAGGCUUGGAAAGUCAAUUUAUUCAAAAAGUCAAAAAUAUUGACCUUGUGUUUGGAAUGGGAUAGAUAUGGCAGAAGAGAAGGUGAAAGAAAUGAUGAGGAUGUAUUGGAAGGCCUUCAACCUCACUCAGAUCUGAGGGAGUUAAAGAUUUCCAAUUACAAAGGCAAAAGAUUUCCAUUAUGGACUGAGAAGAUGUCAGUUCGAGAUGCGCCUCAAGGCUCUUGGGUGCUACUUAACAACUUAAUGUCAUUAUCACUCAUUUGCUGCAAUGAAUGUGAAGAGAUCCCAAUGUUGGUGCACUUGCCCAAUCUCAAGUCCCUUGUGUUGGGAGGAUGGAGCAAUUUGAAGAGUAUAAAUUCAUCAUUCUACGGAAUGGUGAACAAGGACACACGCAUUGUUUUUCCAGCUCUCAAGAGGUUGGAAUUGAAAUACAUGCCUAAGCUGGCAGAGUGGGCAGAAAUAGAAAUUUCGGAUGGAAGUGAAGUCAAGCUAUUUCCUCGCCUCCAAUGUUUGGAAAUUUAUGUUUGCCCGCAAUUGAUGAGUGUUCCAAGUCAUGUCUCGUCAUGUCUUGAAUAUUUGUCAAUUGAUGGAAUCGGUGUGGAAUGUCUGCCAGCUGAUUGGUUAUUGAGUAACAGCGAGACUCUCUCUUAUUUGGAAAUAAGUUCGUGCCCGAAUUUGAGAGAAAUAUCAGAUAGGUGGGGAGAAGAAGAAUCAGAAGGAAGAAGCUUCACAAUCACAUCCCUCCCUAUAUUCCCUCGUCUAAAAUUUUUGUAUAUUAGAGGCGUUCCUAAGUUGAGUUUGGAGACUGUGGAUGCAAUGCGGCGCCUCGAAGUUAAUGGAUACAAACGCAUUGACCAUGACGGUGAAGUUAAACCUGAAGAAACUGAAAGGAACCAAGUGAAACAGUAGAAAAUGAAACGAGGAAACCGUGCAUGCCUCUAAAGAAUAAGAAGGUGAAGCAAGCGAUCUAGUGAAGGAAUAAUGAGUAUGAUUCUAAAGCCAUGGCAGAGAUAGGGGAGCUUCUGAGGAGCAUGGAGACAAGGCGGAAGAAUAAGAAUGAUGACAGUGUAGUUGUUGAGUCUGAAGAGAAGGAUGAUGACAAAAAUAAUUCAGACAACAAUGUUGAAGAUGAAGAUAGUGAAACAGAGGAUUCAGCAGCUGUGGAAGUUGAACCCAAUCCCAGCAACCAAUGAAAGAAUGUUGAGCAUAUCAUAUUAUAACACAGCAAAGUUUCAAUUUGCAUCACCAUUUGAAUCUUGCAAGUAAGUUCUAACUGGCAGGACAGGAUAUUUGGUUUUACUUUAUCAAUUGCAUGUUUUUCCUUGUUUUUAUAAACAGAUGAAAGUAGUAACAAGACUUCAUUUUGCAUAGACGAAAGUAGUAAUGAAACUACAAUUUGAAUU
Molecule: messenger RNA, 4033 nt
Organism: Salvia miltiorrhiza (redroot sage)
Lineage: Eukaryota; Viridiplantae; Streptophyta; Magnoliopsida; Lamiales; Lamiaceae
Product: putative disease resistance protein RGA3
Exons: 3
Coding region: 462-3539 (1025 amino acids)
Biological process (GO): defense response to other organism
Molecular function (GO): ADP binding
Source: RefSeq, a predicted model, not a curated record